UAAAAUUCACAGAGGAUUUUUAUAUUUUUGAAGUAUUCGUUAAGAGCUCCAUAUUUAUUUUUCAAUGUUUCGAGGUCAGUAUGACAAUGAUGUCACUGUGUGGAGUCCGCAAGGUCGGCUCUUUCAAGUGGAGUACGCCAUGGAGGCAGUGGGCCUCGGCACAGCGUGUGUUGGGCUGAAAUCUCAAGAAUUGGCCGUUGUGGUUGGUCUCUAUAAGCCAGAGAAUCAGACGGGCUUAAGUCAGCCGAAGAUCAUACCGAUCGACAGGCACGUGGGCAUUUGUAUAGCGGGCAUUACGGCCGAUGCUCGAGUUUUGGGAAAAUAUCUACGCACCGAGUGCCUGACCUAUAGGCAUUCGUAUAACGCGCCCUAUCCGAUCAGCCGUCUGGUUUGGAAUCUGGGAAACAAAAUGCAGAUAAGUACACAGCGUUACGAUCGCCGGCCCCAUGGAGUGGGCCUUCUGCUAGCUGCCUAUGAUAAGAAUGGCAGUCACAUCUAUCAGGUGAUGCCAUCGGCAAAUGUCUUCAAUUGCAAGGCGAUGGCUAUUGGGAAUCGGUCGCAAGGCGCCCACACCUAUUUGAUGAAGCAUGCGGACACAUUUCCGUACUGCACCAAUGAUGAAUUGAUCUGCCAUGGCAUCCAGGCGAUUAGCUAUGCGGCUUCGAUUGAUGAGCCAUUGAAAUUGAGCAUCGGCAUUGUUGGAAAGGAUCAGCCCUUUAAGAUACUUAGUAAUGCAGAAAGUCUUUCGUACCAGAGGACCUGCAAGCCACCUGAUGAUGCCCGUAAUCAUGAUAUGUCCUGGUAUCCGGAGGCUCUUAAGGAAUUCGAAUUCACUGAAAAUGAUGAUGCAGGUCCCUCGGAUCAGGGAAAUGCUCCGACUUCCCAACCUUCGCAUAGUGAUGUGACGCCAGUGACAUCUGGUAAUCAAAUCAACGAUAACAAAUCCAGUUAAGCUUCAUGUUUUUGUGCACUUAGUAAUAAAGUUUUCAAAUUUUGCGUUUAAAAUAAAAGAAUUUACUAAUCCAUAGCAGCCAAAUUCGGAUAAAAA
Messenger RNA from Drosophila hydei, 1048 nucleotides. Its product is annotated as proteasome subunit alpha type-1-like. Bases 65 to 952 code for a protein of 295 amino acids. Gene Ontology annotation, cellular component: nucleus; proteasome core complex; proteasome core complex, alpha-subunit complex. The transcript has a single exon. Lineage: Eukaryota; Metazoa; Arthropoda; Insecta; Diptera; Drosophilidae. Gene Ontology annotation, biological process: ubiquitin-dependent protein catabolic process. The record is from RefSeq and is a predicted model, not a curated record.